Molecule: messenger RNA, 3564 nt
Organism: Coniophora puteana RWD-64-598 SS2
Lineage: Eukaryota; Fungi; Basidiomycota; Agaricomycetes; Boletales; Coniophoraceae
Exons: 2
Coding region: 1-3564 (1187 amino acids)
Molecular function (GO): protein binding
Source: RefSeq, a predicted model, not a curated record
AUGGACCCGUGGAACAAGCUAGCUCAGGAAAUCGCUGUUGGCGCUGUGUACGACUCCAACGAACGCCAGCCGCACUCCAAGUGCCUCCCGGGAACGAGAGUCCGCCUUCUUGAAGCACUUCACCAGCACGUUGGCGACCCGGCACGCAAGAUCGUCUGGCUGUCCGGCGAGUCCGGGUGUGGGAAGUCAACGGUAGCGCAUACGCUGGCGGAAGAACUCCGCCGGGCAGACAAGCUCGCUGGGACAUUCUUUUUUUCCAGGAAACACACCAAGCGCAGUACGUUUGAUCACGUAAUUCUUACCUUAGCGUAUCAGCUGGGGUUGCACCAUCCUCAGGCCAGGGAAGUGAUUGCCAAAGCCAUCUCCGACGAUCCCUCCCUCCUUUCCACCGAGAGAUCGCACCGCGAUCAGCUCGAAGCCCUCGUCAUUGCCCCGCUGAAGGAGCUCGCGUUCAUCUGGAAAGAGCGGUCUCAGACUGGCAUGUCGAUCAUCCUGGACGCCCUCGACGAGGGUACGGCGAGCGGUGUAGAACAUCUUCUACCAUUCAUCUCCUUGCUUGCAUGUCUUCUCCGGGACAACGGCAUCCCCAUAGUCAAUAUUAUCCUCACCAGCCGACCAUUGCCUCACAUUGGCGCGGUCAUGAACGAAAACCAGCUGUCCGCUACGAUAAGAACAGUACAAGUCGAACAUCAUGAGUCGCGGGAGGACGUCCCCCUUUAUCUUCAGCAUGAAUUCAAACAGAUAUAUGACGCUCACGACAUGUCCAAUUCUUUCGACCCACGUUGGCCUCCUGAAAGCGAUCUAGUCAUGCUGGCGCAGCACGCGUCUGGUCGCUUCAUCUUCGCGGCAACUGUUGUCAGACUUAUCAAACAGAAUGACCAGCCCCGAGACCAACUACCGCUCGUUUGUGAAAUGAUACGCGGUCACGUAACACGAGUAUGGGGAAACAUUGAGCAUCUCUACUCCUCCAUCAUCGACCACAUCGACGCCUCCAUUCGAAGCGACGGACUGAAGUAUCUAUCGCUCGUCGUCAGCCUCGCCGAUACCUUAUCCCCUCAGAAUCUACGCAUCCUGUUCAGAGACGUUGAUGUUUACAGCUUUCUUCUUCCCUUUUCAGCUUUAAUUUCCCUCCCUCCCCGCGGCUCCCCCGAUCCUGUCCAAAUCUACCAUGCUUCACUACGCGACUUCUUACAGAACAGAGGCCAGAUCCGCGACACCGAUAAUGGCCAAUACCCCGAACCCGAUCUACAUCAUCGUCUAGCUUCUAACUGUUUCCGGACUAUGGCGACGCUGCUCAGGCACGACAUCUGCAACCUACGCGAUCCGUCGCUUCUUCACUCCGAGAUUCCCGACUUUGCUCAACGACGUGAUGAUUUACCCCGCGCGCUCCUGUACGCCUGUCGCCAUUGGCUAUAUCACAUUCAACAUACCUCUCCCGAUGGCGAAACUUAUGAUCUUCUCGCCGACUUCAUGAAACAGCGUGUUUUAUUUGCAAUAGAGGCCUACGCUAUCUUCGGUGAGCUCGAUACAUGCAUUGUGCAAUUCAGGGCCGCACGGCAACUCGUCAUGGGCUGGGACGGAGACUAUUUUCCAGAUAAGGACAAAAUAAUGGAGCUGCUAUACGACAGUUGGCGGCUGACUAUGACUUUCUUCGACCCUAUCAGUGCUUCAGCCCUCCACGUCUAUGAAUCAGCCCUACCAUUUGCGCCAGCCAAGUCGGAGAUUCGCCUCGUCUAUAAUCAUGUCCAACCAACAUCUUUUCAUUUUGAACAUGGUUUGGACGACGACUGGGAUUGCACCAUCCGUAUUGUGCAUCCGAAUAGGGAUGUUUAUACCAUUGCUUUAUCUCCAGACACCUCCCAUCUUGCGAUACAUGCUUAUUCCUCAAACCUAGCGGAAAUAUGGGACAUGGCGUCGGGUAUAGUCGUCAAGACGAGGCGUCUUGAAUUCCCCGAUGAUUCUGAAGGGUGGUCUACCAUUUCUUACAGCAACCGGAGCGUCGCCAUCAGCCUAUACCCUCUUCCAGCUCUUUUGAACGAUCCAUCUGAGGAUAUUGCCGGGAGAUGGAAAGCUAGAUCAGAAAUAUGGAUGUGGGAUCUCUCGUCGGACACUGUGUCUUCAAUCAAUCCUAUAGGAUCAGAACUGCUGGCGCCUUCAAUGACGCUGUCCUACGAUGGAGCCGCAGUCGCUUCUCUUUGGUAUCAUCCGAUAGAUUGGCAAGUGGAUGGUCACUGCGUUCUUCGUGUGCACAAUGCACACAGUCAUGACCAGCUAUUGGAGGCUCGUCUGAAGCUGAAGACUGAUGCCAUUAUCGACCUGCACGAGUGCCUUGAAUUCUCUUACGAUGGCAAAUUCCUCCUAUGUUAUCCUGGCAUCGAUCAAUCGGCCUAUAUCAUCAAUGUCGAUAGGGGCGAAAUAGAGCGAGUGAUAAAACAUCACUGGCUCGAUGACAGCCGAUUGCUAUUUGGUCUUUCAAGUAACUCGAUCAUCGUCCUCGGCCCUGCGAAUUCUCGGGAGACUCCACGCGUACUACCUAUACUCCUUGGCUCAUCUGAGUCACCACAGCAGCCGGAGUGGAUCUCGCUUGAUGGAUCAAAAGUAGGGAUAAGGAUAGGAGGGAUGAUUCGUGCCAUCGGGGUGGGGAACUCGAGAUGGAAUUCACAGACCGAAGAAAUCUUUAGUGUUCUCCAACUGGAAGACGAAUCGCUCCGUAUCAUCAACCUCAGUCGAGCUGCCACUCGUCAAGCGUCUUCAAGCACCUCGUUUUCCGAGACAGCCUAUUCAGAGGAGUGCCCUCAAUUCCAACCCUUUGAUACUAUUCAGUUUUCUCCAGAUAACACCAUCGUGGCCGUGUUGAAACCCACUAUGCGGGAUUCCCCGGCGCUACAGCGUCUAUUUGUAGUGUACUCUUUCGAGCGCGAUGCACUUGUGCAGCUCACGUCGCUGCCUCUCCCGGGCGGUAAUGAUGAAGAAGGUAUAUUCUGCUAUUACAUCCUCUCUGUCACGCGAAGGGGGAUCUGGCUGCUUCGUACGACAAGCAUCUGUCAGUCGGGAGGUGAUCCUCGUCAUCUGCUACGAUGGAACAGGGAUACCCGGGACGUCAUUGAGGUCACCCCUCCACUCAAAGGACCGUCCACAUACAUUGGCUUGAAUGCGUCGGUGGCCCUGUCUCCGAACGGAAAACGGCUUUACGGUCCAUUUUCCAGUAGAACGAACGCCAUGAAUCUGAAGAAUCCAGAAAACUACCCGCUAUACGAGCAAGCUAACAACCCUGAUUCAAUAGUUUACGAACCUGAUCAGUACGACGGGCCAGCUGUCAUAUUUGACGCUCAUUCCUGGUCAGAUCUAUGCGUCGACGCAGAUGGGUGGCUUCGACAACGGAGUAGGCGGAUAUGCUGGCUGCCUCCGAGGUAUCGACCUCACAGCCUGAGGCAGAACGGUUUGAAAUUGCGGAUAGACGGGAACAAGGUCACAAUACUAGGCCUUAGCGAUGGAAGGCGCAUUACUAUACGCCUCCUCAACACAGAUAUUCAGUACUAUGAUUCUGUAGAUCCUGCUUCGUAG